UUCUGGGUAUAGCAGCCCUGUUCAUCGCACUCACGGUACGCCUGAUUGUCACUUUUGUUGUGGUACUGCGAGCCGGCUUUAACCUGAAAGAGAAAGUCUUCAUCGCUCUAGCCUGGAUUCCUAAAGCCACAGUACAGGCUGCCAUUGGCUCUACAGCUCUGGACAUGGCGCGCUCCAAGAAUGACCUUGAGCUGCAGAGGUACGGUAUGGACGUCCUCACUGUGGCUGUGCUGUCCAUCCUCAUCACCGCUCCUAUUGGAGCACUCCUCAUCAGCCUGCUCGGACCUCGACUCCUGCAGAAACCAAAGAACCCUGAGUGGGGCCUGCUGGCUACCAUUAUCACCAAAGUGUCCAUGGCCGCAGUGCUCUUUGGGGUUGUUUGGUCCAUUACAGAGAAGGAAUGUCUUCCUGGCGGGAACCUCUUUGGUAUCGUGACCUUGUUUAUUUGUUCUGUAGCCGGGGGAAAACUGUUUGGACGCAUACACUUCCCGAACAUGCCACCUUUACCUCCACUACUUGGUAUGUGCAAUUUCUGCAUUGCUUUGUGGAUGUCCUUGGUGUUAGUGGUCCCAUCUUACAGUAGUGUUCGCUCUCUCUCGCCCUCUGCAGGCACUGUGUGGGUAAAUAUACUGAGGGGACCACUGGAGGUAUUAGGUGGGGCGGUCACUGGUGUGGCCUUAGGGUACUUUCUACGAUACUUCCCCAGCAGAGACCAGGGAAACCUUGUGCUGAAGCGUUCCUUCCUGGUGUUGGGGCUGGCCGUGUUUGCUUUGUUUGGCAGCAGUGUGGCUGGGAUUCCUGGUGCAGGAGGACUCUGUACGCUAGUGCUGACAUUUGUGGCUGCAAUAGGCUGGGGGAAAGCUAAGGCUCCAGUGGAAGCGGUGGUGGAGAAGUUUUGGCAUGUGUUCCAGCCUCUUCUCUUUGGUCUCAUCGGUGCUGAGGUUAUCAUUACUUCUUUGGAGGUCACGACUGUGU
Molecule: messenger RNA, 975 nt
Organism: Sinocyclocheilus grahami
Lineage: Eukaryota; Metazoa; Chordata; Actinopteri; Cypriniformes; Cyprinidae
Product: mitochondrial sodium/hydrogen exchanger 9B2-like
Exons: 7
Source: RefSeq, a predicted model, not a curated record